AUAAUUGAAUAGAUUGAUUAAAAAAAUAUUUAAUAAAUACCCAGAGUAAAAAAAGAUUUUAUUUAGAGAUGAAAAGAAGUAAAUGAAAGUGUUUUAAGUAUGAAUAGUAUUCAAUUUUCAUUCCAAAUUUCCAAGGGAGGGACUUUUUUUUAUCAAAAUGAUAAGGAAAUAUUUGUUUUUUUAAAAACUCGUGUGAUGAGAUAAUUUGGAUGAUAAUGUACACGGGAUGCUUUUUCCAUUUAGAGAUAUUACCCGAAAUAGGACUAAAAAGGUUUGAAAAUUUCAAAAUAGAACUGACAUGUUUCUAUUCCCAAAACAGGACUAAUUGGUGUCAUGUUUUGGCAGAACCAGACUUCAAACAUGACAUUAUUUUCCAGACUUGACAAUAAUUACUCCUAUUUUGGGAAUAAAAAACAUGUCAGUCUUAUUUUGGAAUUAUCAAACUAUUUUAGUUCUAUUUCGGGAACUUUCCCUUUUAUUUACAAGAAAAAAGUCAACGAGACCAACACAAAUACUCCGUACUCUCAAGUUUGCAGCGUUACAAACGUGGGCACAUUAAUGAAAAAAACACAGCGCGAAGAUUCGAACAACUGACAACGACCUCCCUCCGACGUUCCCAUGUGAAGUGCUUCCACCACAAAGCGGAUCAUCAUCAUCAUCAUCAUCAUUUCCAAGUCUGUUAUUCUUCACUCUCAUCUCCUUCUUUGCAACAAAAUGGGAUUUUGAAAUCUGGGGUGAGCUCAAGAUGAAAACUUUAGUAGCUGAGUAGAAAUUUUCAUAUUUUUAUAAUAAACCCAGAAGCCGGAAUACUUAAUUUGUUCAUAAUUCUAUUCCGAAUUUGCUUUGCUGUUGUGUUGCGUGAUUAGAUGGAUUUCCCAGCUGGACCCCACUUGAGGGAGAGUCUUUUGUCUAUUGCUCGGCCAUGAAAAAAAAAUCAUAUGUUCUCUUGAAUUUGCUGAUUAAAGAUUUGUACACCAGAGCAAAGGAAUCAGCUUUUCUAAGAAGGAUGGAGAUGGAUGGAGAAUCCAGUGAAACUAAAGGAGAGAUGUGGGCUUUGGAGCAAAAGCUUGAUCAACCCAUGGAUGAGGAGGCUGGGAAGCUGAAAUUCAGGCACGCUGAAAAGAAAUUCUCAUUGAUUUUGCUAUUAAGACUGGCAUUUCAGAGCUUGGGAGUAGUGUAUGGGGACUUGGGGACAUCCCCCUUAUAUGUUUUCUACAACACAUUUCCCCAUGGAGUUGAAGACACUGAGGAUAUUAUUGGGGCACUUUCAUUGAUCAUAUACUCACUCACUCUUAUACCACUUCUCAAAUAUGUUUUCAUCGUGUGCAGAGCAAGUGACAAUGGCCAAGGUGGAACCUUUGCUCUGUACUCAUUACUCUGUCGACAUGCAAAGGUAAAAACAAUCCCGAACCAACACCGGACAGAUGAAGAGCUAACCACGUAUAGCCGUAGCACAUUUCAUGAACAUUCAUCUGCUGCAAAAACAAAGAGAUGGCUGGAGGCAUAUGCAUUCAGAAAGAAUGCACUUCUUAUUCUUGUCCUUGUGGGAACUUGCAUGGUAAUUGGGGAUGGCAUCCUUACUCCAGCUAUAUCAGUACUUUCGGCUUCAGGUGGGAUCAAGGUGGUCCGUCCAGCAUUGAGUAGUGAUGUAGUUGUGCUUGUAGCAGUAUUUAUACUAGUUGGGUUGUUUAGCAUGCAACACUAUGGUACUGACAAGGUUGGGUGGCUCUUUGCCCCAAUAGUACUUCUCUGGUUUCUACUAAUAGGGGGUAUAGGCAUUUACAACAUCUGGAAAUACGAUAUCUCAGUUCUGAAGGCCUUUUCUCCUGUAUACAUAUAUCGGUAUUUUAGGAGGAGAGGGAAAGAUGGAUGGAUAUCACUUGGAGGAAUAAUGUUAAGCAUUACAGGAACGGAGGCACUUUUUGCUGAUCUUUCUCAUUUUCCUCUAGCUGCAGUCCAGCUUGCAUUUACCAUUAUUGUUUUUCCUUGCCUUCUUUUGGCCUACUGUGGCCAAGCCGCCUACCUCACACAAAAUAAAGAGCAUGUCAUCUAUGCAUUCUAUCGUUCUAUUCCAGACAGGAUAUAUUGGCCGGUCUUUAUUGUGGCCACUCUUGCUGCCAUUGUUGCAAGUCAAGCCGUUAUAUCUGCUACAUUUUCAAUCAUCAAGCAGGCGUUAGCACUAGGCUGUUUUCCAAGAGUUAAGGUUGUACAUACAUCUAAGAAGUUCCUCGGACAGGUGUACAUCCCAGAUAUCAAUUGGAUCUUAAUGCUUCUUUGCAUAGCUGUCACAGCUGGAUUCAGAAACCAGAGUCAAAUCGGCAACGCUUACGGCACAGCGGUGGUUAUAGUCAUGCUGGUCACCACGCUUCUCAUGGUCCUGAUAAUGUUGCUAGUUUGGCACUGUCAUUGGAUCAUCGUUGUCAUCUUCACCGUACUAUCGCUCAUGGUGGAAUGCACUUACUUCUCGGCGGUCCUUUUCAAGGUCGAUCAGGGAGGAUGGGUCCCGCUUGUGACUGCUGCAGCGUUUCUCGUGAUCAUGUAUGUUUGGCAUUACGGGACGGUGAAGAGGUAUGAGUUCGAGAUGCACAGCAAGGUGUCGAUGGCGUGGAUUCUCGGGUUGGGCCCCAGUUUAGGUCUGGUACGAGUUCCCGGUAUAGGUCUGGUUUACACAGAGUUGGCAAGUGGGGUCCCACACAUCUUCUCACACUUGAUCACAAACCUUCCCGCCACACACUCAGUGGUGGUGUUUGUGUGUGUGAAGUAUCUACCGGUCUAUACGGUUCAUGAAGAAGAGAGGUUCCUCGUGAAACGUAUAGGGCCAAAGAACUUCCACAUGUUCCGAUGUGUCGCAAGGUUCGGUUACAAAGAUCUCCACAAGAAGGACGACGACUUCGAGAAGAAAUUGUUUGACAACCUUUUCAUGUUUGUGCGCCUUGAGUCAUUGAUGGAAGGCUGCUCGGACUCUGAUGAGUGUGGACAAAAUGCCUUGUUGGAUGCGUAUUCGAGCACGGACCCCACAGUAUCCUCAGUGAACUCCAUAGUGGCAGUAGAGUCAAUAAGCAGCCAGACAGAGAUCGUCAAUGAGCUGGAGUUCUUGACUGCGGCUAGAGAUGCCGGGGUGGUACACAUACUUGGGAACACAAUGGUGAGAGCUGGGAGAGAUUCUAGGUUCUAUAAGAAAAUUGCCAUUGACUAUGUAUAUGCCUUUCUUAGGAAAAUAUGCAGGGAAAACAGUGCAAUAUUCAAUUUGCCUCAUGAGAGUCUCUUGAAUGUUGGACAGAUUAUCCAAGUGUAACUGCUUGUCCCCCUUGAUAAGAAAAUUCCCUUCUAGCGUGUUUGACAUUGAAUUUUGCUUCUUUAAAAUCGGAAAUUCUUUGUUGUGUCAUGUAUGUACAAGAAUGUGAUUUGUUAGUGUUUGCAUUGGCAUUGAUUCGACUAUACUACGUAUGAAAUAAAGAAAGCAGUGCAUCACACAUGUUUAUAAGUUUAUUUAUGUUUGUAUCUAACUAUCUAUAUUUAGUAAGGAUUUAAUAAGGACUAAAUAAAAACAUAAAAAGUAGAUGCUUG
This is a messenger RNA of Cuscuta epithymum, 3567 nucleotides long. Lineage: Eukaryota; Viridiplantae; Streptophyta; Magnoliopsida; Solanales; Convolvulaceae. The record is from the annotation of a GenBank genome assembly.